AUGAUCUAUGUAAAGAAUAUUGUAAUCACAAACCUUGGAAUGCUAGGUUCUAUUUCAAGCUUUUGCACAUUCAAGAUAAAUCAUGCGGGUUCGUUCACAAGUACGAUAUCUGGAAGGUCAUACAUAGAUGGGCUUGUGGAUCACUUUGAUUUUGUAGACAUGGAUGUGUUUUUAGUCCACGAGUUAGAUGAUAUGAUGGUAGUUUUAGGGUACAAUGAUGGAGGUAUAAUGUUUUACCAUUUCAUGAUCCCAAAGACAUAUUGGAUAGUGAAUUGUUACCCAUUAGCACUGAUCAGGAAGUCAUUCAAUUGGCAAGGGGUAGUGUUUGAGAAUAACCAUGGUAAAAAAGUUGUUGACACACGCGAUGAUCACCAACCAAAAGGGAUGUUGAUCCAGUGGAUUAUUAUGAGUGGAAGUAAGGAAACUGUUAGUGAGGGUCCUUGGAGUGGGGGUAGUAGGAGUGAGGGUAAUAUGAAAGAUGAUGAGAGUGAGGAUGAAGACUUCUUUGGGGAUUUAGAAAAUAUUGUAGAUGAUGUGGAUGUUGAUAUGAAAGAAUUUCAUAUACAUGUUGGUGAAGAUGUUGAGUGCGUUAAAAAAAUGACCAAAGAAGCAAGUGGUAGUGGUGUUGACUUUACUGAAGGUGAAGAUUUGGAGGUCAUAGACCAAGAAUCGUUUGUGUCACUUAUUGUAGGUGAAGAUAACAAUAGAGGAGGAUAUUGA
Messenger RNA from Lactuca saligna, 720 nucleotides. Lineage: Eukaryota; Viridiplantae; Streptophyta; Magnoliopsida; Asterales; Asteraceae. The record is from the annotation of a GenBank genome assembly.